AUGCAGAGUGUCCUGAUUCUUAUCGCGCCUGCACUGUUUGCAGCUUCGAUCUACAUGAUUCUGGGGAGAAUCAUUCUUUUGACCGACGGAGAGCAUCAUUCGCUGAUUCCACUCAAGUGGCUUACCAAGCUCUUUGUGUUUGGCGAUGUUGCAUCGUUUAUGCUCCAAUCAUCCGGUGGCGGUCUCAUGGCUAUUCAAGAUCUGAACAAGAUGGGUGAAAAGAUUAUCGUUGGAGGUCUUUUCGUCCAGCUCUUCUUCUUUGGCUGCUUCAUCAUCGUCAGCGCCGUCUUCCACAUACGCAUGUUGCGUGCCCCAACACCGAAUUCAUCACAGACCAAAAUCCGAUGGCAGACAUAUCUCGCAACGCUGUACGUGACAGGCGUUUUGAUCUGGGUGCGCAGUCUAUUCAGGGUGAUUGAGUUCAUCGAGGGCAACGACGGACAAUUGAUGCGCAGCGAAGUAUGGGUGUUUGUAUUCGACGGCAUGCUGAUGCUCUUGGUGCUUGUCUGGAUGAACUGGUUCCAUCCUGGCGAGAUUGGACUUUUGAUUAGAGGCGAGGAGAGUAUCACGAAUGGACUCGAGUUGAUGAAGCUUGGAGGAUCUGGGAGGAGAAGUAGAGUUGAUACCAUGGAGAGUUUAGGAUCUGGCAGACACCUGGGGGAGAAUAUGGAGCGCUAA
Molecule: messenger RNA, 678 nt
Organism: Fusarium pseudograminearum CS3096
Lineage: Eukaryota; Fungi; Ascomycota; Sordariomycetes; Hypocreales; Nectriaceae
Exons: 2
Coding region: 1-678 (225 amino acids)
Cellular component (GO): membrane
Source: RefSeq, a predicted model, not a curated record